GGCAAUGCCAAGUCCGGUGGUAUGGAAGACUCUCUUGGUCUCACAUCGAACCAGUAUAGUAUCGUUCUCCUAGUGUUUUUCGUCUCAUACGUCGUUUUCGAAGUCCCCUUGAACAUGCUCCUCACCCGCGUCCGACCAUCUUUUUUUCUCUCAGGCACAUGUCUCAUUUGGGGGGGAAUUGCUGCUUCGAUGGCUGCCGUCAAUACUUGGCAACAGCUCGCCGCCAUCCGCUUCCUUCUAGGCAUAAUUGAAGCCGGAUUUGCACCAGGUGUGGCGUUCUACCUGAGUAGCUGGUACAAGAGGCACGAGUUGGCGAAACGGUUCGCGAUUUAUUAUACUGCUACGGCAGUGUCCGGCGCAUUCUCAGGCCUAUUGGCAGGUCUCAUUACGGACAAGCUCUCGUAUGCGAGCGGUCUCGAAGGAUGGCGAUGGCUCCUGCUCAUUGAGGGUGUCGCCUCCUCAUUCGUCGGUCUCUUUGCGUGGUACUUCCUCCCUGAUUGGCCGGCGACCACAAAGUGGCUCAGUCCCGAGGAAAAGUUCAUCGCCACGCAGAGAUUGGCGUAUGAUGGUAUUGGUGGGACACAGGAUUCUGGUGCUGUCGAGCAACCGUCCCACGGCCAAGCAGCCGCUAUGGCUCUUCGGGACUGGCGAACUUGGUUUUUGGUCGUCAUGUACAUGCUUGCGACUGGAUCCCAGACAAUCCAAUACUUCAUCCCGACUCUGGUCGAGCAACUUGGUUACACUGGCUACACUAAGCAAUACAUGACCAUCCCGAUCUACGGUGUCGCCCUCGUCGGCAUCCUCACAUUCUGCUUCCUCUCCGACAUUCACAAAGAGCGAGCCCAUUACAUCACCCUGACCGCGGCCAUCUCUUGUGUUUCGUUCAUCAUCAUUGUAGCGGUAAAUAAUCAGAAGGUCAAGUACACAUUUUUGUGUCUUGCGGUCGCUGGAGUGUAUGCGGCUUGUCCGUUGACUUUGUUGUGGGUGUCUAGUCUGAUUGCCCACCCAGCUGAGAAACGUGCAGUAGCUAUUGCCAUUGUGAACGCACUCGGAAACAGCGCUUCAAUCUAUGGUUCAUUCCUCUGGCCGUCGACGACGGGACCAAGAUACGUACAGGGCUUUGCAACGACGUGUGCCUUCGUCUUCGCUCUUGCUGUCCUCGCACAAAUCAACCGCUACCUCAACAUUCGCUAUCCGCCCAUGGACCUCGCCCGCGAUACUCCGAUCGGAGAGAGCGAUGAUGGCGAGAGGGUAACGGAGAAGGAGGUCGUGUGAUUUACAUGUGACCAAGGUUAUGGCCGGUCGCCGUAAGUGCCAAGGCUCGGUGUUGAUUAUUCUAGGAACAAUUAUUUUACGAUCCUUUUUAUGCUACCUCUCUUUUGUACUGUUGCGGUGAUUGUAGUCGCGAACUGUAGAGUUCGGUAUCGAUCUCUGGUCACGGUUUAAUAUCCCAGUCCGCAAAAUGUCCUUGUCGACAAGUUAUGGCUCGUGUCUGAACUUUCAUGUGUCAUUCC
Messenger RNA from Stereum hirsutum FP-91666 SS1, 1514 nucleotides. Its product is annotated as MFS general substrate transporter. The record is from RefSeq and is a predicted model, not a curated record. Gene Ontology annotation, biological process: transmembrane transport. Lineage: Eukaryota; Fungi; Basidiomycota; Agaricomycetes; Russulales; Stereaceae. The transcript is spliced from 11 exons. Gene Ontology annotation, molecular function: transmembrane transporter activity. Bases 22 to 1275 code for a protein of 417 amino acids. Gene Ontology annotation, cellular component: membrane.